UCAGCGCACUGAAUAAGCAGUCAUUCCAGGAGUCACAUUGUUAUCCAUCACAUCUAUUUUUUCCAGGACAAGUAGAUGUGAGCAGUGUGCACAUAUUGACAGAUGAGAAUAUUUGGAACAAAAAACCUUGUGAGACAAGCUGAUUGAUUUUUCAGGGUGGAUAUCAGUUUGUUUGGCAAACGGUCCGCUGGAGAAACAAGUGUUGCCAUGGAAACUAUUUUGCUCUUCCUCUCUUCGCUUCUGGUGUGUGUGGCUGCUGUGGCAGACCCCAGUGCACAGGAUGGCAAAGAGACAGAUGAGAGCCCAUUUGUUUAUGACUACGAGAGCCUGAGGAUUGGAGGAUUGGCAUUUGCCGUGGUGCUGUUCACACUGGGCAUUCUUCUCAUCCUUAGUCGAAGAUGCCGCUGCAGUAUCAACCAGAAGCCCAGGGCCCCCGGAGACGAGGAGGCACAAGAAGAGAACCUGAUUGUCUCCAUUGACAAUCUCAACUGCCACAGCUCUCUGACUGAGCACAGCAAUGGUUUGCAGAGGGGUGGAUCUCUGAGGCGGGAGUUUGGUCUGCUGCACCCACCCCUGGCACACACACACGCACACACUGAGACACCUGGAGAGAGGUACUACAGAGCCUUCAGCAGCUCAGUUUUGUCGACUGAACACACAAACAGACGAGGCAUCAUGUCAUCUAAAGGUACAGACAUCGACUAUGAUGCAGACUUUGUAUACGACUACCAUACACUACGUGUUGGAGGUCUGGUCUUCGCUGGGAUCAUUGUGUUCCUUUCCAUCAUCCUGUUGGCAGGCAACAAGCUCACCAACUGUGGCAAAUCCAAGCCAAGACAUACUGAAGAGGCCUAAAGUGAACAGAAGCAGCCUGGAGCCGAGGAGAGUGCUACAAUGUGCUACAGUGUUAUGUGUGUAAGAAUAUGAGGCUUUUGUACUAAUAAAGUGAGCGUAACCAUG
Messenger RNA from Epinephelus moara (kelp grouper), 960 nucleotides. RefSeq names its product FXYD domain containing ion transport regulator 6 (gene fxyd6). Lineage: Eukaryota; Metazoa; Chordata; Actinopteri; Perciformes; Serranidae. The coding region runs from base 208 to 855 and encodes 215 amino acids. The transcript is spliced from 14 exons. Gene Ontology annotation, biological process: regulation of sodium ion transmembrane transporter activity. Gene Ontology annotation, molecular function: sodium channel regulator activity. Gene Ontology annotation, cellular component: membrane. The record is from RefSeq and is a predicted model, not a curated record.